Molecule: messenger RNA, 3026 nt
Organism: Lolium perenne
Lineage: Eukaryota; Viridiplantae; Streptophyta; Magnoliopsida; Poales; Poaceae
Source: RefSeq, a predicted model, not a curated record
CAAACGGCUCUGUUUCGUUUCCAUUCCCCAAACCGCACUCGCCGCCGCACCAGCGACCGCUCCGAGCCGGCGAAGAUGGCGCCGACGCCGGAGGAGAUCCUCUCCGACGUCGUGCGGAACAUCCUCAGGCCGCACCCCCCGGCCACGCUCUCGCUCGACCGCCCGGUCAUCCGCCUCCCCCGCCCCGCCGCCAGCCACGCCGACUGGCGCGGCCUCUCCGCGUUCGCCCUCGGCGCGCUCUUCCAGCAACUCCCCGUGCCCGACCUCCUCCGCCUCGGCUACCUCUUCACCCCGCGCUGGCGCGAGGUAUGGCGCAUGUACCGGCUCUACCUCCACGACAAGCAGUUCGCGAGCCUCCCCAUCCCCCGCUCCGAGGUCGCCGACGCCAUCGCCAACGUGCUCGAGGAGUUCCUCGACGGCUUCCAAGGCCAAGGCGUGGAAGAAGAAGACAUCGGCGGCGUCCACGUUUAUCGCAGUGGCGUCUAUUCCUUCCGCGUCGAGUCCACGGAGUGGCGCCCCGACCACGCCGCGCGCUGGUGCGCGGCGCUCCAGAGGGGCGGGGCGUCCGAGGUCGUCCUCUUCAACCGCGGCGUCGCCGGCCAGGAUCCGGUGCUCAUCGGCGUCCCGCCUAUCCUCCUGCAGUGUGCCACCGUCAGCAAAAUCCACCUCGCCUUCUUCACCGUCGAGGCGGGGGAGCUCGACGCGCUCACCGGAAUCUCCCAGCUCGGGCUCCACGGCUGCGCGUGCCGCCCCGGCGUCGUCGAGGGCGUCGUCGCCGCGUGCAGCCACCUGCGGAUGCUCUUGGUCCAGGAUUGCGCGCUGGACUCCGUCGUCGUCAGGUCGGCGCAUCGCCUCUAUCGCCUCUCGAUGCUCCGCACCGUCUCGAGUAGCCUCACCGUGGACGACGUCCCGAACCUCCGCGAGCUGCUCCCCGGCUACACGGCCGCGCUCAGCAUCACCGGCGCGACCGAACUGACAAGCCUCAUGCGCUUCAAGCUCCCCGCCACCCUCGAGAUCGAUGGCGUCGAGAUGAGGUCUGUCAGCAUACUAUGGCUAGCCCUGGACUACACGGCGCUCCGCGGCAUGGAGGUGCACAUGGUGCCGCAGCUGGUGCACCAGAUCCUCAGGCGUUUCCCUUGCCUGAACCGUCUCAUCAUCGAGCGCACGGACGCCGUGCCACGGGAAGAAGGGAUGGCCGGCCGGCAUGACCAAGACGCUUACUCCAUGCCCCUCCACGGCGGCCUCGACCAGUCCUUGUGCUACCUGACGCUCUUAGACUUCCGGGGCGGCAAGGCCGAGCUCGAGCUCCUCAAGGCGAUCAUGCUCAGCACCCAUGCACUGCGGACCGUCGAACUAGCGUACAGCCCCAGUCGCAUGUGGCAUGACCUCUGGCACGCCACCCAGGAGGCACUCGCCGGGCUGGAGCUCUUCAGGAUCGUGAGCGGCAACCCCUCCCUCCGGACACCCCUGCUCGGCAUCAGAUCCCAGUACGCCGGAGAAAUCCAAGGAUACGAAUGGUGCGGAUCAGAUAUGUUCUGAUUCGGCCUCUGGAGCUAAGGUUUGGUUCAUUCAUUCAUUGGCUUCUAUAUCCCUGACUUACUCGGUACCCUCUGAAUCACGCUGCUGUGAUUUGCAAGUACAGUACAUCGAUGUGCUACUGUGCAGUAAUGCUGGAGAACAGUGAUCCGUUUAAUGCUCAAGUAUGCUUGCUUGUUGAUCUUCUAGAUGCCUUCACUGGUUAAGGCAUUGUCUUUUUUGUUGCAUCUUUGAAACUGGCAUGGAUGUUCUGCUUGCAUGCUUAUUGCUUCUUAAUAUGCCUCUCGCCAGUUUGUCGUCCAUCUGUCCUCCCUAGAAUUUUAGAAGAAAAGAAUAUUGUAAACAUGUCUGGUGGGACUCCUAGAUGGUGUUGAAGAAUCGUAGGGUUCAUGGCAACAUAUUAUGUUCCAAAGAUCCCGAGAUGAACUGUUGGUCUGUUUACGUGUGGAGUAGUGGUCUUGAUUGAGUUGAAUGUUCAUAAUUAAGCUAUGAUUGUCACUGUGAAUUCAGUGAUAUGCUCUGUAUCUAGCAUACUGAAGAAGCGUGUUCCGUUUAACUGGGAGGUGUAGUAUCUUAUUUAGGGUUGGUUGUUGAUCAGAUAACUGACUUCACUGGUUAUGUCAUUGUGAUUUCAUUUUUUCUUUGAAACUGGUUCUGGUUAAGCAGUUGUCGAUAAGCAGCACCUGAAAGUUAAUUUUAUUCUCCAGAGUAAAGGUUUGAUUGAUUGAUUGGUUUCUAUCCUUCCGAGUUCCUUGGUUUUCUCUGAAUCACACUCACUCCUGUUAUUUGGGAACACAAUGAGUGAUGAGCUUGGUACCAUGUAGUACUAGUUAUUAAAAACAGUGAUCAGGUUAACCAGGAGGUUUAGUAUGUGACUUGUGCUUGUACAUAUUUUAUCUGCCUUCACUGGUUAAGACACUCUUUCUUUAUUGCAUCAUUGAAUCUGGCUGCGGUUAAGAUGCUGAGAUAGUCGAUAAGUGGCAGCUUGAAGUAAUGAUGUGACCAUACCAAUAAUGGUCAGUAGAGUUUGUUCUAAGUUUUCUUUGCAUGCUAAUUACUUCUUAAUCUGCCUGUUAUGCGGUACCUUCAAAGCAGAAAAUGGACUCUGGCCUGUAUGUCCAUCUGUCCUCGAUAGAAUUCUAUGAAACUUCUGAACAUGUCUUUUGACCGAAGAUUAUUGUGGUCAUACUAACCUCUUCUGUUCAAAGAUCCUGAGUUGAACUGUUGGCCUUUUUACAUUUAGGAGUACUGGUCUUUCCUGAGGCUAAUACAGUGAUGUGCUUGGUAUGUGGCAUACUGAAGAACAGAGAUCCAUUUAAUUUGGAGGUUUAGUGUCUCAUUUUCCAGUUGCUUGCUGGUCAGUUAAUUGUCUUCACUGGUUAUGUCGCUGUGAUUUUACACUUGUCUCUUCAUUGCAUUUCUGAAACUGGUUGCGGUUAAGCAGUUGUCGAUAAAUAACACCUGAAUGUGACGAUGAUGGUAUGCGACUA